Messenger RNA from Orycteropus afer afer, 1614 nucleotides. Lineage: Eukaryota; Metazoa; Chordata; Mammalia; Tubulidentata; Orycteropodidae. The record is from RefSeq and is a predicted model, not a curated record.
AUGACCAAAGACUCAGUGGUCACGGAGGAUGUGGCUGUGGUCUUUACCCAGGAAGAGUGGGCUUUGCUGGAUCUUGCUCAGAGGAAACUCUACAGAGAUGUCAUGAUGGAAACUUUGAGAAACCUGGCCUCUGUGGCCUCUGGAAGUGUGACUGAUGGAGAAAAGUUUUCCAGUGAAGAUGUCAUGCUACAGUUAAUGAAGAAAAACAGCUGGUCCUUCAUGUUGGAAGAAUUCUCAAAAUUGUAUGGCAGUAAAGAGCAACCUACCAAGCAGGUGAAACAUUUGAGAUAUAUGCAAUCUCAGACUGGGAAGAGGCUUUAUGUAUGUGAGGAAUGUGGGAAAGGUUUUAGUUUUCCGUCAUGUCUCACUAUCUAUUUAAGAACUCACAGUGGGGAGAGGCCCUAUGAGUGUAAGCAAUGUGGGAAAGCCUUUAAGUGUGCCUCAUAUCUCAUUAUACAUGAAAGAAUCCACCGUGGAGAAAGACCCUAUACAUGUAAGGAAUGUGGGAAAGGCUACAUUCGACACUCAUCACUCACUGUACAUAUGCGAACUCACAGUGGAGAGAGGCCUUAUGAAUGUAAGGAAUGUGGGAAAGACUUUAUUCAGGCCUCAGGCCUCAUUAUACAUGGAAGAACUCACAGUGGUGAGAGGCCUUAUGAAUGUAAAGAGUGUGGGAAACGUUUUAGUAGUUCCUCACAACUUACUGUCCACAUGAGAACUCACAGUGGAGAGAGGCCUUAUGAAUGUAAGGAAUGUGGGAAACACUUUGCUCAGUGGUCCUCACUCACAUCACACAUGCGAACUCACAAAUGUAAAGAGUGUGGGAAAGGUUUUAGUAGCUCCUCAGGACUCACUAUCCAUGUGAGAACUCACAGUGGAGAGAGGCCUUAUGAAUGUAAAGAAUGUGGGAAAGGUUUUAUUGCAUCCUCAUGCCUCACUAAUCAUAUGCGGACUCACAGUGGGGAGAGGCCUUACGAAUGUAAAGAAUGUGGGAAAGGUUUUAUUGCGUCCUCAUGCCUCACUAAACAUAUGCGGACUCACAGUGGGGAGAGGCCUUACGAAUGUAAAGAAUGUGGGAAAGGUUUUAUUGCGUCCUCAUCUCUCACUAAACAUAUGCGAACUCACAGUGAGGAGAGGCCUUAUGAAUGUAAGGAAUGUGGGAAACACUUUGCUCAGUUGUACUCACUCACAUCACAUAUGCGAACUCACAGUGGGGAGAGGCCUUUUGAAUGUAAAGAAUGUGGGAAAGGUUUUAUUGCAUCCUCAUCCCUCACUAAACAUAUGCGGACUCACAGUGGGGAGAGGCCUUACGAAUGUAAAGAAUGUGGAAAAGGUUUUAUUGGGUCCUCAUCCCUCACUAAACAUAUGCAGACUCACACAAGUGAGGAAAGGCCUUAUGAGUGUAAGGAAUGUGGGAAAGACUAUUCAGGCCUCAGGCCUCAUCAGACAUGGAAGAACUCACUGUGGAGGGAGAUCUUGAGUGGAAGCAUUGGGCAAAAGCCUUUAGUGAUUCCUCAAUCCUCAGUAAACAGAGCAGCUCCCAAUAGAGAACGACCUUGUGAGUACAAGGAAUUUGGGGAAGAAACCCUUUACGUAUUGCUCUCAGCUCAGUAA